Scatophagus argus is the source of this 1399-nucleotide messenger RNA. Its product is annotated as cytosolic 5'-nucleotidase 1B. Gene Ontology annotation, cellular component: cytosol; cytoplasm. The coding region runs from base 164 to 949 and encodes 261 amino acids. The record is from RefSeq and is a predicted model, not a curated record. The transcript is spliced from 7 exons. Gene Ontology annotation, molecular function: nucleotide binding; 5'-nucleotidase activity; magnesium ion binding. Gene Ontology annotation, biological process: nucleotide metabolic process; adenosine metabolic process. NCBI's taxonomy places the organism in Eukaryota, Metazoa, Chordata, Actinopteri, Scatophagidae.
AAUAAUCAGUGCUGUGGGCGGGGUGGCCAGCGGCAGACAAAGGAGGAAGUGACGCCAUCACGCUGCGCUCUUAAAGCGAACGUCGGUGUUCGGGAAGGCGGAACCCAAACAGUCAAGUCUCUGUUUCUGGAGGAACUUUGAGAGUUUCAUCUGAGAGGCGGAAAUGGUCUCCACGAUCCAGAACACCGACGUGAAGCAGAAGGAUGCUGAUCACGCAGUGGUUGUCGCGGUGACGUCUCGUGCAGUCUUUGGAUCUGGAGCUGAUGAUGGCGAGGACGUGUACGGAGUGGGCGUGGCUUUCCCGCUGCUGCAGGCCCUGCAGAGGGUGAACGAACGUCUUCUGGAGGAAAAUCCUGCUGAGUCGCUGCUGUUUGAUGUCGUCCUGAUCACCACGGACAGCCAGCAGCAGCAGCUGAGCGCCCGCAUCAUCAGCAGCACCAGACACCACGGUCUCGAGGUGAGCAGGUUCUGUUUUUCCAACGAGGAGGAUUUCGUUGAGAGUUUACUGAAAAGUAACGUGCAGCUGUUCCUGACGACCGACAGAAACGAGGCGCUGCAGUCAUCGCAGAAAGGUGUCCUCUCAGCACUGCUGGACCAGCAGGCAGCUUUCUGUCCAUCGGAGCAGCUCAGAGUGAUGUUCUGUGGGGACGCCGUCUCCCGGGAGGACGCGGGCCCAGUGUCGGCGAGCCGACAAGCCGCCCAGAGUUUCUCGGCUCAGCUUGGCGAGAUGCGCCAGAGGUUCGGUCUGUUCGACAGCCCGCUAAACAUCAUCUUGAUGACAUCGCAUGGCGGCAGGGAAAGCUGUGGCGGCGCCUUGCGGACGCUGCGGUCUCGUGGAGUCGGUGUGGAUGAGGCGUACAGCCUGGCCGGGGCCCCACGGGGUCCCAUCCUGUCCCUGCUCCGUCCUCACUUCCUGCUCAGCGACGGCCUCGUCGGCCUGGAGGAGUGAUGUCAUCGUGACAGGAUGUGGUGUCACAUGGCCUCACGAAAACCUUGACUCUGUCUUUGAAACAAGCUGCCAAAUCCUCAAGCUGAGCUGAAAGCUCACUGAGCCUGGAAGAGCCAAUCAGACGUCCUGAUGCAAAGCUGAGCGAAAAACAAAGUAUCUCAGAGUUUCUGUUGUCGAUUUAUUCACCUUUUGCUUCAUCGUCCGUCGCUUUGUGUUCGCUCGCAGGCGUGUUGUCCAUCAGAUAUUUAACCCCCUCAUGUCCACUGGAUGAGCUUCCAAUGUAAAACAGAAGCGUUUGUCAGAAAGCAGCUUGUGUCCGAUCGAUGUGCUCACGAGUACUUUGUUUCUGCAUCUGACUUUCAGAAACUCCGUGUGCUUGUGAGAUAUUAUGGAGGUCAAAACACAAAGUCAAAGGACGACUUUUAAUAAAAAAAAAAAGGGGAGAAACCA